Molecule: messenger RNA, 738 nt
Organism: Aspergillus ibericus CBS 121593
Lineage: Eukaryota; Fungi; Ascomycota; Eurotiomycetes; Eurotiales; Aspergillaceae
Exons: 2
Coding region: 1-738 (245 amino acids)
Source: RefSeq, a predicted model, not a curated record
AUGACGAUCACAAAAGACCAUUGCCCAACCAUCGAACCUCCCAAAUCUACCUACGCACCGCACGCCCUCCGAAACAACUCCCACGGGACCGACCUCGACAAAGAAGCCCUUGAGCGGUUCAAAAUCCGCGAGAUCUGCGAAGGAUGGGGCAGCUACCGUGACGCAGCCGAAUGGCAAAACUACCUCAGCAUGUUCUUCCCAGACGCCUACAUAACCACAUCCUGGCACAGCGGCCCCAUCGACAGCUUCCUCCAAUCUUCGAAGGACGCCUUCGCCCGCGGCCCUGAAUUCAUGGACAUCUUGCACCGGAUGCUCGGCUGCGCGGUCGAGACUGACGAGGCAUUAACCCGUGCCGGGGGUAAGAUGAAAGUGACUAUCACGGUGCGGUUCAACAUUGAUGGUGUGGAGACGGAUGUUGAUGCUGAUUGUCGGUUUUUCUUCUUUCUGGAGAAGAGAGAGGGAAGGUGGGGAGUGGUGUUCUUCACUUUGUUGUUUGAUAAGGAUCGACUUGUGCCGGUGAAUCCGGGGUAUGUGCUGAAGGUGCCGGAGGAAGAGAUCGAGAGAUUUCCGAGUGGGUAUCGGUAUUUGGCCUGGGCGGAGGAAAAGGUGGGGGUGAAGGUGAGGGUGGAUUUGAAUGCGCAUGGACCGGAGAGGGAUGCAUUGUAUGCGAAGUGUAGGGGGUGGUUGGAGGGGAAGGAUGUGUUGGUGGGAGUGGAUGGUAGUAAUGGGCUUGGCUAG